Messenger RNA from Echinops telfairi (small Madagascar hedgehog), 1875 nucleotides. Its product is annotated as mesothelin-like protein. Bases 1 to 1875 code for a protein of 624 amino acids. NCBI's taxonomy places the organism in Eukaryota, Metazoa, Chordata, Mammalia, Afrosoricida, Tenrecidae. Gene Ontology annotation, biological process: cell-matrix adhesion. The record is from RefSeq and is a predicted model, not a curated record. The transcript has 15 exons. Gene Ontology annotation, cellular component: cell surface.
AUGGGCCCCUGGGCCGGCGUCCUGGCCGGCCCAGGCCUUGCCCUCCUGGUGUCUCUCACAGCACACUGCUCAAGCCCUGAGACCCAGGACAAGCUGGACGGCGAUGGGGCUGGCCAGUGGGCCAGUGCCAACGCCUCCCUCCUGCGUGACUUCUGGUGUCAGCCAGCUGGUCAGCUGAGCCGGGACCAGCUGUCCACUCUGGUCAGAAGGAUGGCAGCCCAGCAGGUGCCCCUGGGAGCCUGGCAGCUCAGCUGCCUGGCCAACCUCGUGAGGCGACGUGGCCUCCAACACGACUUUGAGAGGCACCCGCCGGACCUGCUGCUCUUCUACGACCUGGCUCAGGUGAGAGCUGACGACUGCCAGGCCUUCACUCACCGCGCCGGCCAGGGGGACCUGGAGCUGCUGGCCAACCUGCCUGACCAGAGGGCUGCCCUAAAACACAAGGCCCUCGACUGCCUGGUGGGUGGCUCACCACAACUCAAUGCCUCGGACCUCCUGCUGCUUGGGAGCCUAGUGUGUGACCUGGAUGCAGCCAGCAUCCCGGCUGCCGACCCCCGAAUCCUGCAGAACCUACAGCACUGCCCGCGGCUGACUACUGCCCAGCAGGAUGCCCUCAACACGCUGCUGGCCAGUGGGAGAACUGAGCUGGGGUCCCCCAGCUCCUGGACGCUGGAAGGGCUGCAGACUUUGGGCCCACUGGCCACCCACAUCAGACCCCGGCUGUGGAUGCAGGUGCCUGAGGCUGUGGGCCUAGACUUCUUCCGAAGUUCUGUGGCUGCCUUCCGCGAGGGGCACCUCAGUCCUCGAGAUGCUAGACGCUUUGUCAGCGGCUUUCUGGAGGCGAAGGCCAAGGCCAAGGUGGCAUCCCCAAGGUCCAGGCGGGGGCGAGCCUGCGUGCACGGGGACAUCACGGCGGCCACCCUUCGGGACGAGCUUUUCCUGGUACGCUACGACUGCCCACAGCUGGAGUCCUGCCUGGGCAGCCGCGUGCUCCGAGCCAACCUGGACCCCCUGCUGCAGCACCCACUGCCCGCUGAGUGCCAGCGUGUGGUCAAGGCCAAACUCGGCCAGAUCUACCCGCGAGGCCUUCCGGAGGACCAGCUGAGGCGCAUCACGUCACUCGUCUACCUGUACUCCAGCAGCGAGAUUGGCCAGUGGAACAUCACUUCUGGGGACACCGUGUUGGCCCUGCUGGCGGCCGAUGUGGCCCUAGACAACCAGACGGAGGCCGUGCUGCAGAAGUUUCUGGACCACCAUGGCAAGCUCACGGGUCCCCUGCUGGUGGCCAUGGGGGGCUCCCGUCUCUGCUGGAUGAGCCCCAGACAGAUUCAGACCAUUGGACCCUCCGAGUUUCGGUUGGCCGGGGCUUUGGACAUCUCUGCCUGCCCACAGAGCAGGAAGAAUGUGCUGUAUGCCAAGGCCCGUGAGGCCUUUGGGGGGACACGCACCACAGCUGCCUACUACCGCUUCAUGCGCCCCUACCUUGGCGGCGCCCCAGUGGAGGAACUGCAACACCUGGCCCAGGCCAACGUUUCCAUGGACAUCGACACCUUCACCAACCUCAACCCACGGGUGUUACAGAGCCUCAGUGUGGGCAAUGUGACCACGCUGCUGGGUCAGAACGUGGGGGACCUGCAGAAGGCACGCAGCCACCCCACCAUCAGCUCCUGGCUUCGCAGUCUGAGCAGCUCGGCCCUGGGCGAGCUGGGCUUCAAUGCCAAGGCUGCCAGCACCGCCCGCCCAGACUUCAUGACCCUGGAGACCCCAAGCACACAGCCCCGGCCGCCUCGCCCCGUCUUCCCCUCAGGCCUGCCAGCGAAGGGCAUCGAGGGCUCCGCUUCAGUUCACAUGAGCUCCACCAUCUUUGGGGUAUGA